Molecule: messenger RNA, 1552 nt
Organism: Candoia aspera
Lineage: Eukaryota; Metazoa; Chordata; Lepidosauria; Squamata; Candoiidae
Gene: RNASEH2A
Product: ribonuclease H2 subunit A
Exons: 8
Coding region: 47-934 (295 amino acids)
Biological process (GO): mismatch repair; DNA replication, removal of RNA primer
Cellular component (GO): ribonuclease H2 complex
Molecular function (GO): RNA-DNA hybrid ribonuclease activity; RNA binding
Source: RefSeq, a predicted model, not a curated record
CCCUUUCUUGUGUCGUCGGCCGGAUGUUUCCAGGGCCCGCGCGAAUAUGGAUUUCAGCGAAUUCGAACGGGACAACUCGGUGAAUUGUUUGUUGGCCUCGGCGGUGCCUCCUGUUUGCCGGACUGAGCCUUGUGCUCUGGGCAUCGAUGAGGCAGGCAGGGGACCAGUAUUGGGUCCCAUGGUCUACGGGAUCUGUUUCUGUCCUGUGUCUCGGCAGGGAGACCUAGAGACAUUGAAAGUAGCAGAUUCUAAAACUCUGACAGAAGCUCAGCGGGAAGAACUCUUUGAGAAACUAGAUGCAGCUAAGGAUUUUGUAGGCUGGGCCCUCCACAUCCUCUCCCCCAACUUCAUCUCAACUAGCAUGCAGAGGCGGACGAAGUACAACUUGAAUGCACUAUCACAUGAUACAGCCAUUGGCCUAAUCCAGCAUGCACUAGAUUCUGGAGUGCACGUUGCAGAGGUUUUUGUAGACACAGUGGGACCAGCAGAGAAAUACCAAGAAAAGCUGAAGCAGCAGUUUCCUGAUAUGGAGGUUACAGUGAAGGCCAAGGCAGACUCUCUCUUCGCUGCUGUAAGUGCAGCCAGCAUCUGUGCCAAGGUAGCAAGGGACCGGAUUGUAAAGAAUUGGAAAUUCUUGGAAAACCUAGAAGAUGUGGAAUUGGAUUAUGGCUCUGGCUAUCCCAAUGAUCCCAAGACUAAAGAAUGGCUCAUUCAAAGCCUGGACCCAGUCUUUGGCUAUUCACAGUUUGUACGAUUUAGCUGGAGCACAGCUCAGAUCAUUCUGGAGAGCAAAGCUGUGCCUGUUCAUUGGGAUGAUACUGAAGAUGACCCGUCCCAGCACAGUGCAAAGUCCUUGCUGAGCUACUUUGCCCGGAAGCGAACACCCCAUCGCUUCUUUUACGAACGCAAACUUGAGACGGUGACCAGCCUGUAGUCGGUAGCAGGUGGUUUUCUUCUUGCUGAAGAUCCUCUUACUUCGGCUUCCCGGGAAACUUUCCUGAUGUGACAUUUAGUUUUUGAUUGGCAGUCGCAAAUCCUUUGAGUCAUAGCUACAAAAUAGUGUGAAACCCGAAGGUUCAAGUGAAAGGUACAAAUUUUAACAGAGAAAGAAUCUGGUAAAUUUUCUUCCUGGAGGCCCUCCUAACCUUGUGAUUAAUUCCUUUUUAAUUAAUAAAUUAACAAAAACCAGUUGCUAGACUUCUUGUUUGAUGUACAUUAAUAGAUGAUGCUUAAUUAAAGCUGAUCUUAAGGGACUGAGAUGCACGAAUGCCAGGAAAAGCUGCAAGUGAAAGAUCACACUUUUCUUAAAUGGCCUCUCAUUGCAAGGCAAAGACUCCUUGUCCCCUGCCUGAAAGAGAAGAUGAUUGGUCCACUCCAGUUGCUGUCAUUUUGAACCUCAACGUGGCAUGGGAUCAGUUUUGUGCUGCUAAUCUGGAAGUGAAUUUGGUUUGUCCUGAUAUAUGAGGCUGGGCUGCUUAAUGAAAUUAAUGAAAUUUUACUUCUGUUACGGUAGAAAUAAAAUCACUGCCAGGAAAGCCUGCUUAGAUAAGAA